AGGGUGUCAGUCACAACCUGUUAUGUGGUGGCUGUCUGUCUUUUUCUUUAAAGAUUUGCAUAUAUUUUCUUUAGAGAUUUGUAACUUUAGAGAUUUGCGUAUAUUUAGAGAACCACUUGUUCAUUUUUGGUGAAACUUGCUAAGAACCAUAUUUUGCUCAAUUUAUCAAGAGUAUCAACAUCUGGUUAGAAAUAAAGUAUGCCUGUAGUGUGUAAACCAUACACAGUGCAUUCCAUAGUAGUCUAUGGUACACACUGGAAGCCAAGUACUACCAUAGUAUACUGUAUGUAGGGAAGAAGCUUUACAAAAAACAAUGAACCAAAGAAAAUGAGAGAAUUCUAGUCAGGUCACUCUGCAGCCAGCCAGCAUCUCUCACAAAAUGAUGAAAUUGAGCUCUGGGGUUCGAAGAGUAUGUAGCUUGUUGAAGCCGAACCUCAUUUACAAAGCAGAAGUGAAUCAUUGGCACAUCCAUUUUUGACCCCUUUCUCCUCUUUGACUUGGUAUGAAACUGCAAACUCACCAGUUUAGGGCUUUGUCUCUCCACCUAGAUUUUGCAACAUGGUUAUAUCUUUCCUACAUAUUUAUUUUGCAACCUGCAAAUUAGUUUGAACACGACUCAUCAGCAAAAACAACCACUGAAGCCCAGUUACCCAACACAAGGUGGGUGUGCCUAUUUAAUGUACUGUAUAUAAGAGACAGUUAAAACCUAAGUCCCUGCUCAAGCCCCCUGUUCUGGUUUCAGCAUCACUGAUUAGAUUUCCAGAAUGGUUUUUCCAAUAUUUGGGAUCCUCCUGUUUUUCAGUGCAGUACAAGGGCAACUCUAUCCUACUGGACCGCCUGCUACCACUGGUGGGAAUGCUAACGGUGCAAUGUGUGUCUUUCCUUUUGUGUAUCGUGGAAAUACUUAUGAGUACUGCACCACUGAUAACUGGUGGCCAAGUCACCCUUGGUGUGCUACAGUCAGCAAUUACGAUAUAGAGCCUGUCUGGGGAUAUUGCCCGACUUCAGUCCCUGAAAUUCUUGGAUCUGAGUGCGUCUUCCCAUUUAUCUACAAGGAAGAAUCAUAUUUCUCAUGUACAGACAAAGAUUCGGACAGACCCUGGUGUUCAUUAACUGAUAAUUAUGAUGUGGAUGAACAGUGGAGCUACUGUGAUGGUUAUGACACUCCUGAAUGAAGAUGGAUUCACAGCAUCUCUGGUGUUAAACAAAAUGCGGAAUCAUCAUCUUAAUGAAGGGAUCGGCUCUGACUACAAAAUGCAAACUGCUUAAAUGUUUUUUUUUCAGCUUAAUUAAAGUCAUAAAACCGUAUUGUAAUCAUGUCUUAACACUCAGGAGUAGUGAAUAAACACUGAACAUUAAAUGCUAUCAUUUGAUAGUUGUGCUUUUGUAAUGCAUCUCAAUAACACAUUUAUGACAUGCUUGUGACUAAUUCCUAAGUGUAAUGUUAUAGCAGAACGCCAAUGAUAAGACUGUUUACCAUUGCUUUGUCAUUUCUUUAAUACAGCAAAAUAUUUACAUUAAGAAUGCUGUGUUUGUGUCAUAAUUAAAAAAAAAAACUGCUGGAAAAGUAUGUCUGCAUUCCUGCUAUAACAUAAUCUAACAUAACAUAUGAGACAGUGACUCCAAAAAUGUAUUGGUAUAGCAGAAGGUCACUAAUCCAAACCAGCUGGGACAGAACCUUGAUUAGAUUUGUGAUUUGUUGAUGAUCUGAUACAUUAUGUACCAUACUUAAAUGUCUUUUCUGGUCUUUGUUUAUGUCUUUGAGACUAUCCUAACUUCAAAUAAAAAUCAAUGAUAAAAAAAUUAAUAAAA
Molecule: messenger RNA, 1812 nt
Organism: Acipenser ruthenus (sterlet)
Lineage: Eukaryota; Metazoa; Chordata; Actinopteri; Acipenseriformes; Acipenseridae
Product: matrix metalloproteinase-9-like
Exons: 4
Coding region: 765-1175 (136 amino acids)
Cellular component (GO): cell surface
Molecular function (GO): heparin binding
Source: RefSeq, a predicted model, not a curated record